This is a messenger RNA of Ostrinia nubilalis (European corn borer), 6112 nucleotides long. It is a transcript of the gene PMCA, whose product is annotated as plasma membrane calcium-transporting ATPase 2. Gene Ontology annotation, molecular function: ATP hydrolysis activity; ATP binding; P-type calcium transporter activity. The coding region runs from base 536 to 4129 and encodes 1197 amino acids. The record is from RefSeq and is a predicted model, not a curated record. Gene Ontology annotation, biological process: calcium ion transmembrane transport; regulation of cytosolic calcium ion concentration. Gene Ontology annotation, cellular component: intracellular membrane-bounded organelle; plasma membrane. NCBI's taxonomy places the organism in Eukaryota, Metazoa, Arthropoda, Insecta, Lepidoptera, Crambidae. The transcript is spliced from 24 exons.
UGCGACAGAAGCAUGCCGUAGCGUGCAGUCGGUCGUGUCGGGUUGUGUGUGGCGCACGGACAUCGUGUAGCACCGUGUGUAGCGGCCUUGUGCCAGUCAGAAAAGCGGACUCGAACCGCGCGGUCGCGCGGCGCGUCGGUGCUUGUAGUUUUUUAGUUUUGACAGUUGGCGGGUUUUUCGUUUCUGUUCAACCUAGAUAUUAAUUGUGAAAAUCAUAGAUUUUAAGUUAGUGUAAUCUGUGUUUUUUCUACUAACCUUCUAGUGUUCGACUAGUCAUUUGUGAAUCUUCCGCACCGGCUGUGAAUAGUGAUUGCACGCCCUGUGUACUGUCGUCGUGGUUUGAGUGUGGAAUUUUGUGAUUUUCAUUGGGAUAUUGUUUUGUGGAGGUGUUGAUCCUGCUGCCAGGAACGACAAAGGUCGGCACCUGCAACAUAAUAGGGAGCCAUACGCCGCGGCAGAAAGACGGGUGCGACACGCACUCGUGAUCUAGAGGGUUGUCGGGCGUGGUGCGGGCGGCGGCCGCGGUCCCGACACCAUGGCUACCGUGGAGGGGCGGCCGGCGCAGUAUGGCGUCUCACUGCGGCAGCUGCGCGAGCUGAUGGAGACGCGCGGCGCCGAGGGGUUGGCCAAGAUCAACGCGCUCGGCGGGCCGCAGGAGCUAUGCAAGAAACUGUACACAUCGCCCACAGAUGGUCUUAGCGGUUCGAAAGCGGACCUGCAGCAUCGACGCGAGGUGUUUGGUUCGAACCUUAUCCCGCCGAAACCUCCCAAAACCUUCCUCACUUUAGUAUGGGAGGCCCUGCAGGACGUUACCCUGAUCAUUUUAGAAGUGGCUGCCGUUGUAUCAUUAGGAUUGAGUUUCUACAAACCGCCAGAGGACCCGCUCGAUGCCGCACAUUUGGACGAGGAGGAGGGCCACUACCAAUGGAUCGAAGGUCUGGCGAUCUUAAUAUCUGUCAUAGUCGUCGUAAUAGUCACAGCGUUCAACGAUUACACGAAAGAAAGGCAAUUCAGAGGUCUACAAUCCCGGAUAGAGGGCGAACACAAGUUCUCCGUUAUCCGGGGAAGCGAAGUGAAGCAGGUGUCGAUAAGCGAGAUAGUCGUCGGUGACAUAUGCCAGAUCAAGUAUGGGGACUUGCUGCCGGCUGACGGAAUACUGCUGCAGAGCAACGAUCUCAAGAUCGACGAAUCCUCGCUGACAGGCGAGUCGGACCAUGUUAAAAAGGGUGAAAGUUUUGAUCCCAUGGUGCUAUCCGGUACUCACGUUAUGGAAGGUUCUGGCAAAAUGCUAGUGUCAGCCGUAGGUGUGAACUCUCAAGCUGGUAUCAUCUUCACGCUCCUUGGCGCUGCUGUGGAGAACCAGGACAAGCAGAUCAAGCAGAUGAAGAAAGAAGCUAAAAAGCAGCAGAAAAAGGGAACCCAGCGCAAGAGCCUGAGCGGCGACGACGAUGUGACUGUCCCAGCGUCGGGCAACAGUCAUGGGGCCAACCACGCGCGGCCUGACGACAAUCACGUACCCGCGCCCGCAUCCGACAAGCCGGCUCCUGAGGCCUCGCACAAGAAGGAGAAGUCCGUGCUACAAGCCAAACUGACCAAGCUAGCUAUACAGAUCGGUUACGCCGGUUCCACGAUCGCAGUGCUGACCGUCAUCAUAUUGGUGAUCCAAUUCUGCGUGAACACCUUCGUGAUCCAGCAGAAGCCGUGGAAGGCUCUGUACAUCAACAACCUGGUGAAGCAUCUCAUCAUCGGUGUGACUGUGCUCGUGGUGGCGGUCCCGGAAGGCCUGCCGCUCGCUGUCACGCUCUCACUCGCGUAUUCUGUUAAGAAAAUGAUGAAAGACAACAACUUAGUCCGGCAUCUCGACGCUUGCGAGACGAUGGGCAACGCGACCGCCAUCUGCUCAGACAAGACCGGCACACUCACGACAAAUCGCAUGACGGUCGUCCAAUCGUAUAUCUGCGAGAAACUGUGCAAGGUCACGCCGAACUUUAGGGAUAUACCAGCUGAGGUGGGAGAAGCGAUGGUAGAAGGCAUGAGCAUCAACAGUGCGUUUACUUCACGGAUUAUGCCUGGCCUAGACCCAACAGCACCCACUAUGCAAGUGGGCAACAAGACUGAGUGCUCCCUCCUCGGCUUCGUACUAGCUCUCGGACAGAGCUACGACGCCAUCCGCGAGCGUCAGCCCGAGGAGUCUCUGACGCGCGUGUACACCUUCAACUCCGUGCGCAAGAGCAUGUCCACCGUCAUCCCGUACAAGGGCGGCUACCGGCUCUACACUAAGGGCGCCUCCGAGAUCGUGCUCAAGAAAUGUGCAUUCAUAUACGGCCACGAAGGGCGCUUGGAAAAGUUCACGCGCGACAUGCAAGAGAGGCUGGUGCGGCAAGUCAUCGAGCCGAUGGCCUGCGAUGGGCUGAGGACGCUGUCCAUCGCGUUCAGAGACUUCGUGCCGGGGAAGGCGGAGAUUAACCAGGUGCACAUAGACCAAGAGCCAAACUGGGACGACGAAGACAAUAUUGUGAAUAACUUGACCUGCCUGUGCGUUGUUGGUAUCGAGGAUCCUGUCAGACCAGAGGUACCAGAAGCGAUCAGGAAAUGCCAAAAGGCGGGCAUCACCGUCCGAAUGGUGACUGGCGAUAACGUCAACACGGCGCGCUCCAUAGCGGUCAAGUGCGGCAUCCUCAAGCCCACCGACGACUUCCUAAUCCUGGAGGGCAAGGAGUUCAACAGGCGGAUCCGGGAUACCAACGGCGAGGUUCAACAGCAUCUGCUAGACAAAGUAUGGCCGAAGCUGCGCGUGCUAGCGCGGUCGUCGCCCACAGACAAAUACACUCUCGUCAAAGGCAUGAUCGAGUCGAAGGCAUUCGAUACGCGCGAGGUGGUGGCGGUAACUGGAGACGGGACCAACGAUGGGCCGGCGUUGAAGAAGGCCGACGUGGGAUUCGCUAUGGGUAUCGCCGGUACCGACGUGGCCAAAGAAGCGUCCGACAUCAUCCUAACCGACGACAACUUCUCAUCGAUCGUGAAGGCUGUGAUGUGGGGCCGUAACGUUUACGAUUCCAUCGCCAAGUUCCUGCAGUUCCAGCUGACAGUUAACGUCGUGGCUGUGAUCGUGGCCUUCAUUGGCGCUUGCGCGAUACAGGACAGUCCUCUAAAGGCGGUACAAAUGUUAUGGGUGAACCUGAUCAUGGACACAUUAGCCUCGCUGGCUCUAGCAACCGAAAUGCCGACGCCGGACCUGCUGCAGCGCAAGCCUUACGGGCGCACCAAGCCGCUCAUCUCGCGCACCAUGAUGAAGAACAUCCUCGGCCAGGCGCUGUACCAGCUGUUCAUCAUCUUCUCGCUGCUGUUUGUGGGCGACAGACUGCUCAACAUCCCGUCGGGCCGCGGACAGCAGUUGGGCACGGAACCGACGCAGCACUUCACCAUCAUCUUCAACACCUUCGUCAUGAUGACGCUCUUCAACGAGAUCAACGCGCGCAAGAUCCACGGCCAGAGGAACGUUUUCCAGGGACUGUUCACUAAUCCGAUAUUCUACUCUAUAUGGAUCGGCACUGCGCUUUCGCAGGUGGUAAUAGUCCAGUUCGGCGGCAUGGCGUUCAGCACGGCCGGCCUCUCGAUAGACCAGUGGCUGUGGUGCCUGUUCUUUGGCGCUGGCACGCUCGUGUGGGGGCAGCUCGUCACCACGGUGCCCACGCGCAAGAUACCCAAGACACUCACUUGGGGCCGCGGCCAGCCGGACCCCGAGACGAUCCAGCCGGGGCCGGACUACGACGCGGACCUGGACAAGAAGCCGCGCGCCGGCCAGAUCCUGUGGAUCCGGGGCCUCACGAGGCUGCAGACGCAGGUCAUAGGUGGCGAGUUACAAGAGCGCUUGAUACCGGUGCCCUACAGCAAGACGUCAACCGACCAAGCUAUCCGCGUGGUGAACGCCUUCCGGCAGGGGCUGGACUCGCGCGGCUCGCUGGCGGACGCGGCGCUGGCGGAGGCGCUGCGCAAGCAGACGGCGCUCAGCAAGCGCUUCUCGCACUCGUCCAGCAUCGAGUACGCCGACGCCGCGCACACGCUGGCGCCGCAUGACCUCGACGUCGAGCGCCUGUCCUCGCACAGCCACACCGAAACCGCCGUCUAACCCGCGCGCGCCCUCCGACCGAUACGCUGCCAUCUCCCGUAACAACCCAAACGAUCGUGUAUAAAAUCAUAUUUUUAAUGUAAAGGAUGAUCGAGUUUAGUAUUUAUUUCGACGCGUACGGCCGGGGCGCGGGCCCGUGCCGCAUCCACCGGUGUAUUUGAGCAUAAGUUAUUGUUAACUAGUGUGUUUAAUUAUUCGAUUGUUUUGAAAAUAUUUUAUUAUUAUACGCGCGCGUCGUACCGCGCGCGUCUGUUGAACAAAUAAAAAAAUAUUGUCUAAUUAUUAAUUUUAGAUUUAAGCGCAAGGACGAGCGAAUGGGCGUGUGUUUUUUGAAAAAAAAUAAAAUUUUCGCAUACCAUCGUGUCACCUCUUACACGGAAUGAAAUGUUUUAUAUUGCUUUUGUCAAAGACAAGUCGUGGGAGAGGGGGCGAGCGCGGCCGCCUGUAUAGCGUGGUCGCGGCCGCGCCCGCUCCCUGCACACACUAUAUACUAGAACUAAAUUAUUCAAGUAUUAGUUAAGGUGUUUGUUAUAAAUUUCAAUAACUUUUUUUUUGUUUUUACGACCUUUUCCCCUAAAUCUAAGUAUACAUUUAAGUCAUAUCUCGAAGCGUAGACGCAUCAACUGAAAAGUUUCUAUACAAGAACCGUCAAACUGCAUUCUUGUGUAAAAACCGAGGUAGUCCACUUUAAACAUCUUCAAAAUGUUUAAAAAUAGAAAUAAACAUUAAAUUGUAUAGCUGAAGGUAUUUAUUUGUAAUGCUAGUCUCUUAUGAAAACAAAAUACUAAUUAUUCAAUUAUUAUAAUGUACUUAUUGAUUAUUGAUAAAUACUUCAAGUUUAUUAAACAAGAUAUAGUCUACGGUGUAACGAAUUGAUUUUGGAAUUUUUUCUCUAUGAGCAAUAGCGACGCGCGCGCACCGUCGCGCGGCUGCGUGCACUGCGCUUUACGGACGGCAUGACACUUCCCGGACGCUCCAGACGUGUCUCGGACGUGCGAGAUGUGUCUCGGACGUACGCGACCUGUCUCGGACGUACGCGACCUGUCCCGUACGCACAGUUAGCUGCAGAGUAAUUUGCAUUACACAUUCCUGUUGUAUGUCCAACCUUAUUCGCUUGUAAUAAAGUUCUACGUCUGACAAACGUGUAUACAUUCCUGUGCAGCUGAUUGUACGCGACCUGUCUCGGACGUACGCGUACUGUCGAUCGCACGCGACUUGCCUUGUUGACGCGUAGUCGUGAACGUGCGUAGCGUGCCUCGUACGGUUGAGGCGCGUUACGUGCGUUCACGACGCGUUUCGUGCACGAGACUCGCACGCACGCAGUUGCCCGCACGGCGCGCCCGCCCCGACAUAGGCGACGUAGGAUCGCAGCAGUGGCAUUUUCAACUUAUAACGUAAGACAUGUACUUUAUCGACUAGUGACGAGUUGAAACGAGAGUCGCACCCGAGCGGCGGACCGCUCGCCGCCCACUUGUUUUUAGUAAUAAAUUGAAUCAGAACGAUGUAGCGAUUCGGCGAUGUUCAAUUUUGUAUAGAACGUUUCAUAGUAGAGGUAUUGAAGUUGUUACGUUUUAUUUGUGAGGCUGGGGCCAGCGCCGGCCAGGCCUGGCGACCGCUAUUAAAACUAUUAAACAAUCUUGUAAGUAAUUAAGUAUUAGCUUCGAAUCAAUAAAGCCUUUUUAAAAAAUUAGUUAAAAAAUGAAACUAUUGAAACUUCACAUGUUUAAAUAAAUAAUAAUUAGUUAUGAUUUCAGUGAAUAGAGAGGUCAUGGUAUCGUUUUGUGUAUAUUACUAUUUCGUUGAUAUUCGUUACGAGUUCCCCGAUGAAAGACAUAAAUUAGGAGUCUACUGUACGAAGCUGCGCAGGCGGCACCUAACAUUGUUUUGACACGACAGUCUGCCACUAACCAUUUUAGGUGAUAAGUCCCAUUGUUGUAUUUUUCGUCUCACAAUAAAUGAAAAUCUAUUUUAUUGUUUUUAAAA